This is a messenger RNA of Marchantia polymorpha subsp. ruderalis, 3216 nucleotides long. Lineage: Eukaryota; Viridiplantae; Streptophyta; Marchantiopsida; Marchantiales; Marchantiaceae. The record is from the annotation of a GenBank genome assembly.
GCGCCCGCACGCGCUGCCUCUCAGAGUCCGCCAUCGCUUCUCGGCCGCAGAUGCUUCAGGCCCUUCGUAUUUGCCCUUCGUAAAUUUGCCUCUUCCUCCUCUUCCUUCUCCUCCGCGAUCGCAUGCACGCCGCCAAUUCGCCGGAGCAGUUCUGAACUCGCAGCAGCCCUCGCACGAUCAUCGGGCUUCUGUCGCAAAUUUGCAUCUCCUAUUUGCGCCCUAGAGGUUUUUCAUACGUCGCGGUUCUGUGGACCGAAGGGACGGGACGGCGAGGCGAGGCGAGGGAAGUGCGGUUCUUAAGCGGAGCAGUGCCGGAGGAUCUGACGACGAACUGAAGGAGACGAUUGGGGAUUGGGGAUCGGGACGGGGAAGGGGAGGGGAGGGAAGUGAGAAGGCGGGGGGUUGGCUGGACUGGAAGGAGGGAUCGUGGCAGUUUUAUUUGCGGUCUGGGGUGGAGGAGAAUCUCGGCUGCUCUGGCCGCCGGGCGAAUUGCGCGCACUGUGGUGUGGGCCUGAUUGAAUCCGAAAGGGGGAUUGAUUGGCUAACCCCUUUGCUGUCUCGAGCCCGGGCCCGAUCGGAGCGAGGAUUGGGAGAAGGGGUUUGUGUUCUGCGCGGCGGGAAGCGGAGGGGAGGUGGAGGAGGAGGAGGUAAAAUCCGAAGGUUCCUGCUGUUGGAGCUGUCCAACUCCUCCUGCCAGUCUUGGGGAAGGGGUUUGGAGUGCAACCCUAACAGGGAACCGGGUCUAUAUUUAGGGGCGUUCGAACAGUUUCACAUUCGGCGGGUGUAGAGAAUUUUCUGAGGCGCCUCGAGCCAAUAGUUGCUGUUUGAAAAAAUUGAUCUGCGUAUAGAAGGAGAGAUCGACUCGAUUUAUUCUUUGGCUUCGCUCUGCGGAUUGCGAACUUGAUCGAGAACAGUAUCGGACUGCUCUGCCCUUCGCCUGAAGGGAAUUGCUUGGCCGAUCCUCUGUUUCUUUCGACUCAAGUUGAUCUCGGAGAUCGUGAAUCCCGCAGCCGGGAAUGUCCGAGGCGGCAUCCGAGCUGCGGGAGAGGCUUCUUCGAGCUCGAAAAUCCACUCAGGCAUCUACUAGUUAUGGCGAAAGGGAGAGAGAUGCAUCUCCUCUCCCGACUGCCCUUCAAACGACGAAAGAAAGCUCGAAGUUUGAUGGGUUAGGGUUUGGGCAGUACAUGCUAGCUGGAUCCAUAGCUGGGAUGGUGGAGCACACGGCCAUGUUCCCCGUCGAUACUCUGAAAACCCGCAUGCAGAUGUUGGCCAGUGCCGGAGGAUCCAUCCACAGUACGAUUGGCAGAGCUUUGGUCACGAUCAUCAAAACUGAAGGUCCUUUGGGGCUGUACAGAGGAAUUGGAGCCAUGGGCCUCGGUGCUGGUCCAGCCCAUGCUGUGUAUUUUUCAGUCUACGAAAUUGCCAAGGAGAAAUUGGGAGGUAACCAAGCGGGGUAUCAUCCUCUGGCCCACGGUUUGGCUGGGUCCAUGGCUACAAUUGCAAGUGAUGCCGUUUUUACACCUAUGGAUGUUGUGAAGCAGAGACUGCAAGUGCGGCGGAGUCCUUACUCGGGGUUGACAGAUUGCAUCAAGACCAUGCUUCGAGAGGAAGGAAUCAGAGCAUUUUAUGUGUCCUACCGCACCACUGUGGUCAUGAACGUCCCUUUCACGGCCGUGCACUUCGCAUCGUACGAGGCUGCCAAGAAAAUGUUGAUGGAGCUCUCUCCCGACCAGGCGACAGAGGAAAGCUUGUUGAUGCAUAUCACAGCAGGUGGUGCUGCUGGGGCACUUGCGAGCGCAGUGACUACACCUUUAGAUGUGAUCAAAACUCGUCUUCAAACACAGGGUAUCUGUGGUGCAGAGAGAUUCAGCAGCGGUUCAGUGCUGCAUGUUGCGAAAAGAAUCGUCAAGCGGGAAGGUCCCUCAGCUUUGUUGAGGGGUAUUAGACCGAGGAUAUUGUUCCACACUCCCGCAGCUGCUAUUUGCUGGUCCACGUACGAAGCUGGGAAGUCGUUUCUUCUGCGUUGGAAUGAGGGUCAAAACAACUAAUCUGAAGCGGGAAGUCCGCUCUGACUAGGCAAAAGUGAGGACGGAGCAGUGUCGAUCAACUAGGAAGCUGAGUAGGGGAAUCAUUCGCUACAAAGGAAAAGUUCACAUGCAUUUGAUGAAGUUAUGGAUCGUAAGUCUCCCAAAAUGUUGAGGCCAAAGUCCAACUGGUGUGGGAAUACCUAGGAUCAAGUGGAGCCAGCCUACCAUCCAAGGCGUAGCAGCUACCUCAGGUGUUAGGGAGUUCUCAAUGUCUCCGUGCUUUCAGUUCACGCGCGGGUCUUAGUUGUCAAAUUGUUUCGCAGUCGAUCGAGGUUUCCAGAUUCCACACCAAAUUUGAACCCUGGCUCUGAAGAUGAUGACGAAAAUGUACGGUAGGAUGGCUGGUGGAGAGAGUGAAGAAAGACCUACACUCAUUUUGGACGAAACACUAUACAAAUAUGUACGAUAUUGGGUUUUGUACCGGAGGGACAGGACGAUGUACUUUUCAAGUAACCAAGACUGAGCAGAUGAACCGUGCGAUUGUGUCACCGCAUUUGGACAAGUAGAAGAAGUAUGAAGAUGUGAUCACAAAGCCGUGACUGGAAUCUUCGCCCGGACCAUCAGCCUGCAGGUUGAGCUCUCUGCCUCUGUAGGUGCGCAACAGUUUUAACGUCUUGUUGAAAAUUGUCGAGGCAUUUUCUGGGCAGCAAUAAUCCUGUCCGUCUGGGUGCGGACUUCAAAGAAAACUGCAACUUGUAUUUUCCUUACGGAACUUGUAUCUGGAUUUAGCUAGAAACCCCAAUAGCCUGCCUGUAGAUUCUUGGCAUAAUUUUAGUCCUUGCGAGGAAGAUGGCGCAUUCCUCCUCAUGUACGAUCACGCCCUUUUGAGGCAGGACUCUGAAGUCUUCAGGUUGCUGUGCACCGUCCGACAUUGCGCUGAUUGUGCAUGCACUUGUCAUCGGUUGUACCAUAGCCCUCCAGUGGAUGUUUUCCUGCAACAUUUGAGCAAGCGAUUAUUUCUUGACCCUUAGGGAGUUUUUCUCGGCUCUCACAAACAGCUCAGUCUUGUGUAAUUACUUUGUUGUUGACCAAGGAAAGUCUUUUAGAAUGAAGGUGAUAGGGCUGGGUGUUUAUAGUGGUGAAUGUCUGAAAAGGUUGGAAUUCGAUUGUUUUAAGGCAUUUGUGCAGG